ACACCCUUUUGGAUUUACGCAUGCGUACCGCGCAUGCGCUGUGACUGAAGCGGAAGUAAGCAUCAUGUCGAUAGAAGACCCAUUUUUCGUUGUGAAGGGGGAGGUGCAGAAGGCCCUGUCCCGUGCUCGCAGCCUGUAUGAUAGGUGGGAGGAGCUGCUGCAGGAGGGGACACAGGUGACUCGUGAUGAGCUGGACUGGAGCACCAAUGAACUGAGGAACUGUCUGAGGGCUAUAGACUGGGACCUGGAGGACCUCAGUGAAACCAUCAAUAUCGUGGAGUCAAACCCCGGGAAGUUCAAACUGGGAGACAAUGAACUUCAGGAGAGGAGAGACUUUGUGGAGCGGACCCGCUCAUCCGUCCAGGAGAUGAAGGAUCAGCUGUCCAGCCCCUCUGCUGUGGCUCAGGCGGAGAAGAAGAACAGACAGGCUCUGCUGACCUCGUCAGGUCAGGACAGAUCAUCGGGGCUGGAGGCUCACAUGGUGUCUACAAACUCCAGAUACAUCCAGGAGCAACAGGAGCAACAACAGCUGAUCAUGGAGGAACAGGAUGAGCAGCUGGAGUUGGUGACGGGCAGCAUCAGAGUCCUUAAAGACAUGUCGGGACGCAUCGGGGACGAGCUGGACGAGCAGUCCGUCAUGUUAGGAGACUUCGGAGACGAGAUGGAUCAGACGUCGUCCCGCAUGGACUCGGUCCUGAAGAAGCUGGAGAAAGUGUCGCACAUGACCAGCAGUCGGAGGCAGUGGUGUGCCAUCGGCGUCCUGGUCGCCAUCAUGAUUGUCGUCCUCAUCCUCUUCUUCGCCCUCUGACCUCCCCGGCUGUAUUCGAUGUCUCCCUCUAUGUUAUGAAGGACGGACGGACAGACGGAUGCAGGAACAAGGGACGUGUCUCUCCUACCCCCCCUCUCCCCUCCCCUCCUCCCUGUCUUUACUUCACUCCAAGGAGAGACUUGGUGCCCUGCAGAGAUUUUAAAUCCUCCUCUUCCUCUCUGCUUUGAAUGACUCUGGUGAGCAGGAGGGAGAGAGCCCGGUGGUGUUCUAUAUUUCAGACUGAAAGCGUAUCGGUUAUCGUUGGAGACGAGCGGGUGGUGCUGAACGAGGGAGGGAGGGUCGGCUGCCGUCGGGUUAAACACACUCAAAUCUGCAGAUCAGGAUGUUCGAUGAGGUGCAGAAACUUUGUUUUGUUGAUAUCAGAGUAAACGGUUAUGAUAGUGCUCUUAUUUUAUCAUCUUCACACACUUUUAAGAGACGCUGGCUUUAAAAUGUUUUAUCCUCCAUCCCUUACUUCAGCUUUAGUGACACGGUUUUGAUUCUCAGUGUUUCCAGACGCUGAUUUUAAAGAAUAAUGUAGAUGGGGAAAAAAAGCAGAUUUGUGUGUUUCACUGUGGCAGAAAGCAGCGUGAGGGAGGGGAGGGAAGGGUUUUUCAGUGUUGCCUUAAAUAUAUUUUUAUAUGGUGAAUGUGCAGUAUGUUAAUGUGCCUACAUGUGAGAGUGAGAGGGGAACUGAUGGCGGGUAUCAGAGGAUUGAGACGGUAGAGAUGGAUACAUGACAGCAGCUGAUUCCACUUCUGAUUCAGGAAGAAUGAAAUCACUCUCGCUCUGAAACUUCACGCCACAAACCGUCCUCUCUUCAGGAGUCCUAAACGGUUCAUCUCCCGCCCCCCCUCCGCCGCCUGAUCCGUCUCGGGGCGAGGUGGAGUGAGGUUCUGCCGCCUCGGCGCCCCUGCAGGCGGGUUGAAGCUCACGAUUGGCUGCAGCUUUGUUCCUCUCACAGGGGCGAUGAGAAGACAACCUUGGCUCGGAGCGAAUGGGUUCGCCUGUUUUAUUGAAAAGCUUUAGCUAAUGAGAGGACGAACAGUUGCUGGGCAGGAUGUCUCUGACAGCAGCCCCACAGCCUGGCUCUCAGCGCCCUCUGCUGGACGCUGAGGGUCACGUUUUUUUUCUCCCUUUGUGUCAUGUCAGGUAAACGCUGCCCACGCUCACACGCUAGGGUGUGUGUGCAGAGCUGUAUGAUCCAAACUUUGACGCGUGUGUUAAUGACAUGAUUCCUGUACGAUCUGAAUGUGUGAAUUCUUCUGCUUUUGUCCCACGAACAUAAAACACAACAUGUCCUUUCUUUGUUAUUAAAAAUGUCACGCAGGUACGACUCGCAGGAUUUGAUGCAG
Molecule: messenger RNA, 2163 nt
Organism: Notolabrus celidotus (New Zealand spotty)
Lineage: Eukaryota; Metazoa; Chordata; Actinopteri; Labriformes; Labridae
Gene: stx10
Product: syntaxin-10
Exons: 9
Coding region: 65-808 (247 amino acids)
Biological process (GO): Golgi vesicle transport; vesicle fusion; intracellular protein transport
Cellular component (GO): SNARE complex; endomembrane system; synaptic vesicle membrane
Molecular function (GO): SNAP receptor activity; SNARE binding
Source: RefSeq, a predicted model, not a curated record